This is a messenger RNA of Anopheles funestus (African malaria mosquito), 5868 nucleotides long. It is a transcript of the gene scalloped, whose product is annotated as protein scalloped. Lineage: Eukaryota; Metazoa; Arthropoda; Insecta; Diptera; Culicidae. The transcript is spliced from 9 exons. The record is from RefSeq and is a predicted model, not a curated record. Gene Ontology annotation, cellular component: transcription regulator complex. Bases 660 to 1931 code for a protein of 423 amino acids. Gene Ontology annotation, molecular function: RNA polymerase II cis-regulatory region sequence-specific DNA binding; DNA-binding transcription factor activity, RNA polymerase II-specific. Gene Ontology annotation, biological process: hippo signaling; regulation of transcription by RNA polymerase II; embryonic organ development.
UGGUGUGCCGGAAGCAAGGUACGGCCGCCAAGAUUGACAAAGGAAACUUCAACUUUUUGAACCCGCUCGCUUAUCCGACGGCGGCAAGCGCGGCGGCAGCAGCGGCAGCGGCGGCGGCAGCAGCAGCAGCAGCAGCGAACGGUGGUACGGGUAGCGGGGGCGGCAUCAGUAGCACCGGCAGCAGCGGAAGUACCAGUGGUGGUGGUACCGCAGGCUCGAUCGGAACCAGCCUUGCCGGGUUGGGCGGUGCAACAGGUGCGGGAGCGAUCGGUGGCAGUAACGUUGGUGCGUCGGCCAGCGGCGGCACGGCGUCGGCGGCUGCAGCGGCGGCGGCGGCAGCGGCAGCAGCGGCGGCAGCGGCAGUAAGCGGCAACAACCAUCCGCACCAUCCGCACCAUCCACAUCCGCAUCAUCACCACCAUCACCAUCCGCACCAUCCGCACCACCAUCCGCACCAUCAUCCGCACCACCAUCCGCACUUUGGACCGUUGGGCGGCGGUGCGGACGCGGGCGGCUCGAUCGGUGGACCGGGUGUCAGCAUCGGCGGUGCCGGAGGCGGCGUCGGCGGAAUAGGCGGUGGUGCAGGUGUCGGUGGAGGAGGCGUUGGGGUAGGUGGUGGCGGUGUGGGAGGAGGCGGUGGUGGUAUACCCGGUCUAAGGAUGGACUGCGACUACUCGAAGCUGUUCUACGCUAAACGUGAGUACGAUGAAUGGAUUAAGGCGGAUCUUCUGCAGUGUUUCGAUAGUGGACUGGGAGCCAGCACCAUUACGGCAAGGUGGACACAGAUGGGUCCAGGACCAACGGCCGGUUCGUUGGUCCCGGACGACACCAACGGUUCCGGCGUGGACGGUGGCAAGCAUUUGGACGUCGGCGACAUGAGCGAUGACGAUCAGGAUCUGUCGUCGGCGGAUGCCGAGGGCGUUUGGAGUCCGGACAUCGAACAGAGCUUCCAGGAGGCACUAGCCAUCUAUCCACCGUGCGGACGUCGAAAAAUCAUUCUCUCCGAGGAAGGCAAAAUGUAUGGUCGCAAUGAAUUGAUCGCACGCUACAUCAAACUACGCACCGGCAAGACGAGAACUAGGAAGCAGGUCAGCUCGCACAUACAAGUAUUAGCUAGAAGGAAGUUGCGCGAGUUCCAGGCCAAAAUGAAAGUGCAAUUUUGGCAGCCGGGUUUGCAACCGAGCACUUCCCAGGAUGUGAAACCGUUCGCCCAGCCCGGUUACCCCAUGAAGACCGCCACCGCCGUCUCGGAAGGUGCCCUGCAGCCCACACACCCAUGGGAGGGACGCGCCAUUGCAACGCACAAGUUCCGGCUGGUUGAGUACAGCGCCUACCUGGAGUUGCGCGCCGAAGAAACCUAUCACAAGCACCUGUUCGUCCACAUAGCGGAUACGCCGGCCAACCCACUGUUGGAAUCGGUGGAGGUGAAAGAAAUCUAUGACAAGUUCCCCCAGAAGUCCGGCGGCUUGAAGGAGCUGUACGAGAAGGGUCCGAGCAAUGCGUUCUUCCUCGUAAAGUUUUGGGCGGAUCUCAACACAAACAUCGCUAACGAUGCGGGCGCAUUCUACGGUGUCAGCAGUCACUACGAAAGUAACGACAAUAUGGUGAUUACCUGCUCGACAAAGGUGUGUUCCUUCGGGAAACAGGUGGUGGAGAAGGUUGAAACGGAAUACUCCCGCAUCGAGAACGGUCGCUACGUGUACCGGAUCAGUCGGUCACCGAUGUGCGACUACAUGAUUAACUUCAUCAACAAGCUGAAACACCUUCCGGAGAAGUACAUGAUGAACAGUGUGCUGGAGAACUUCACCAUCCUGCAGGUUAUAUCCAACAAAGACACAGACGAGACGCUACUGUGUGUGGCGUUCGUGUUCGAGGUGUCGACCUCCGAGCACGGUGCGCAGCAUCACAUCUACCGUCUGGUAAAGGAAUAGCAAGAAAUCAACAAUCACCGCGUGCACCAUAGACUAGAUAACACUAGCGACAGCAUUAUCCUAAGCAAUCCGAACAUUCUGGCCAGCGGCGAUUACGGCAACACCGCCCACAGCAACAACAACAGCAGCAGUGAUGGUAACAACAACAGCACCGCUAGCCUAAACCGCGAACGUACAGCGCCCACGAAUGCGUCCGACCACACCAAUCAAGAUCCUUCUGCUCAGCAUCUGCAACUACCACCGGUUGACCUUCCCAGCUGCCUCGUCGCUGAGCAAGGGGCCGGGGAUCUAGCAGCAAUAAUUCCAUCCCAUCGGCAAUCAACCGCUUCCCAUCAACCGCACGGCGGAGAGUUACCGUUGGAGGUACUACCCGCACCGUCAGGCGUUACAUCUUCCACCGGUGACGGCAAACCGGACCUACCGGAGAUAACGCCAUUGCACACCGGUACCCAGCAACAGCGUCACCAGUCCGUCAAGCAGGAGUAUCUCGGCAUGGAACCGGAGUACAGCACGGUAGCAACAUUAGCUGCGGAUGCGAAAAGCUCCCAACUGUUACUGCACCGUCCCAUCCAUCAGCUGCUGCGCGACUGAACGAAACACGUCCGUGACGGUGUAUACGGAAGGGAGACGGGAAUAGCUAGCGAACCUAUUGCUAUACAGAGGGCAUGGGCGCAAAACAUAAGGAAACAAAAUUACAUUAAGUGGAAAAAAACAUGAAACAACAGUGCCUAUAAACAGAAACGGAUGAGAUGGAUGCUUAAUUGUAGGGAAGCGUCAACACUAGGUAUCAAAGCAAGCAUGAUAUGAAACAAAAAAACACAAGACACACACACACACACUUUCAUAAAACAAAACAAACGCAAAAAAACAGCCUGAAAUGACGUUUACUAUUAGUAGUAACGCCUACUACUGUAUACGUUACAUUUUGCCGCAACUAAUUUUUUCCCCGAUUUUGACAUCUACGUUACACUAUUAUUUUUUUUUUAAUUUGACAUAUUGAAAAAUUUGGACCAACACAACAACAAAUGCAAGUACACCCGCUAGAUGUUAGUAUUAUUAGUUGUAAUGGAAGUAGUAAUCCCUCCCUCCUUGUGUGUGUGUGUUAGAAUGUGUGCGUGCGCUACAGAUGCUGUGUCAGAAUGGAACGAUCGAGCCAUAUAUCCUAGAGCCUUGUGCAUUACACACUUGCAACAAAAAAAAACGAAGGCAUAAUGUGUAAUAUAGCUGCUAGAGUUUAUUAUUUGCCACAGUACAAAACAAAACACGAGCGUUCGCUGUGCGCACUGUUCGAAUGAUUUCCAUCCUAUACAUGAAUGUGUGGGUGUGUUUAUGCGUACAUGGUGAGUGUGUGUGUGACGCUAGUAAAAAUGGAUUGAUUCUGUGAUUACUAUUCCGUUUGACUUUUGUCGUGAUGAAAUGCUGAACGAUUUUGCUGUAAAAUUGUGUACACGUAAAUUGUUUAAAAUUUUUUCUUCACACCUACACCCACACACACCUGCACACGUGCGCAAACAGUCACAAAUACGAACUUCUGUGUCAGUCAUUUGCAGCUGAAUUUAUACACAGAUUAGCUAAACGAAAACACCGGCAAAUGGUUAGGGCAGUGUUGAGGUAAAUCAGAUUUGGCAAAAAAAAAAACAAAGGAUAAAUAGCUUCUCAUGGAAGCAAUGCGAGUUAAAUAUGUAAAUAAUUUCCCACCCUUUUUCCAACACCCUUUUUUUAUUACUUUCCAUCUAUCACUUUGAUUGGAUCUGUUUGAGAUUAGAAUUUCGUUAAGUUUGGCUAAGCGGCCGCCCCCGGUGGUAAGGGUAACGGGGGGAGAGGGGCAAGGUGUAGUUGAGCUGUCGACGGGCACCACGGUCCAACCGCACCUCGGGUGCUUAGUCCAAAACUAGUUUUAUGAGAAUUUGAUAAUUUAUCCUACCAGGCAGAUAAAGAGGUAGGGGGCCAUUCAGUGGGUCCCAUUAGAGAGGAAGUGGUACGGGUUUUGCUUAACCGGUGCCGUGUUGCGAAUUCGCAUUCGAUACGAACGUAAGAACAUAAUAGCGCGAUACUGCACGAAUAAUGCCAGUAUCCCUGCGUUGCCAUGUUGUUGCGUAGAAAAAAGGUAUACAAUAUUCGAGGCGUUAUUAUUAUUAUUUUUUUUUUUGGAGGGAGAGCGCAACGUAAAUAGUCCAUAUUCGCCUUUACAAAUGAAAGGGAAACACGCCAACGUUUAUAUUAGGUUCAUGUACAAAAAAAAACAAAAGCAUAAUUUUGCUUACGAAACACCCACGAAGCUUAGGAAAUCAAUGUUAAGUUUCUUCCUUUUUUUAUAUUAGACUCAUAGUGCGAUAACUACGCGGAAGCAUUAGGAAUCCAACGAUUAUAGUGAAAGCAAACAUGGUCAAUAGGCCAUAUCAGUUCACUUCUACAUAAUGCCGCCAAGGCGGGCAGCGUGUAUAACACCGUGUAUAACAGCGUGCGAACGCUAUCGAAAUCGAAGAGUCUUUCCAAUAGAUUUCUGUGCUCCUUAUUUUUUUUUAAAGAAAAAAAAUGCAUAUAAGCAACACAAACACGUAAGAAGUAUCCUUCACUUUAUUUUUUUUGUUGUGCGAUAGGUUGCGAUCCAUCGACGAAAUAAUGCGUACAUGUUGUUUUUUUUCCGGCAAAUUUAUUAUAAUUUAUUAUAACUCUUAACCGUAGGUAUAGAUUUGAAAGCAACAACAAUGUUUUUUUUUUCUUUUUUAUUUUUUUGAUUCUCCGUUCUUCAAAACAAAGCAAUGUGCAUUGGUAAAAACAUACAAAACAAAAUCCUACACAACAAAACACAUACACCACGAGAGGAAUCCGUUUAGGAUAGAUAUUAAAGAAAUUAUCAUCUGACACGACUGUAAGGCAGUGAACUAAAAACGUACUAAAAGGGUGAAACGUGCUGUAAAAAAAGGCACAAAGGAGUGGAAACAAAGCAAAGCGAUCGUGAGAAGCUUAACGUGUAUGUGUACUAAUCAGCCAAUCCAAUAAUUCAUACUGAUAUAUUUAAAAAGAAGAAACGAAACGAAAUCACAACAUAGCAAGAUAUGCUUGCAACAAGAAGCAAACACAGAAGCAAAACAAAACAAGCAAAUAAACAGACACAAUUUACAAUAAGAACAAAAAAAAAAGCAACAAGAACGUUUGUAGGGAAAUGUAUCAUAUUUCUUCGUUGUAGUGCGUGUGCGUGUGUGUGUGUGUGUGAGUGGUAAAAUAUAGCAAAUAGGAAGGCGGGAGAGCAGGUGGGAGCAAUUUUGCAGCAGCCAUUGUUUUUUUUUCAUAUAAAUACUUUUUUUUUGUUUUAUGUAAAGUACAUCAAUCAAAAAUAAUUCGUUUUGAUCUCCCUUUAGUAAGUCAUGCAAGAAUUUAAUAAUUAAUUUUAACAAGAAACAAGAAUUGUGCCGAUGGAUAAACAGAUAGGAGGCGAUUCUGCUACGCAUAUGUCAAUAUGGAUUUUUUUCAUUUUCUUUAUUUUUCAUGAAUUAUUACGAUCGUGAAAGACUUUUAAUAGGGGCGCUCCCUUGCCUGGAGUAAUUAUUUUUCAGUAUGUUUUUUUUCUCGCUUAGCUACCUACAGGUAAAAUACGUCUAUAUCAAUCCAUAGUUUGCGGUCUUCUGUGAAAACCGUGUGAAAUCGUUCAACAAACAAAAUUAAUUUCAAAGUAAAUUACCACCCAAGAAAGCGAUAAAUUUCUUGAACAAAAUACAACAAAUAAUAUUGCAAAUGCAGUGGGAAAAACAUUCAUUGACAAAAUUAACCACCCCGCCGUUUGGUACAUCGUGACACGUAAAAUUUAACUUUCAUCAGUCGUUCGAUUUUUAUUCUCUUUUAUGGCAACGCGAGCAAUCGAAAAAGGGAGCGCAAUUGUAAAUAAAAGCGCAAAGAAAAGAAAACAAAUCCUAGGUUGGUGUAUCUUCCCCCCCCC